AUGUGUGUGACUGUGUUGUGUGGUUGUUCGCAGUGGGAGGUGGAUGGAGCCACACUCCCGGGUCAGGGACACUGUGGCCAGGCAGCAGAGGACAGAGCCCAGGCCACAGUGGAGCACAGCUCUAAUGAAGGGCCAGGCGGCGGGGAUGAGACCCGGCUUUUACUGGGCCACACUUUUAAUUGGUCUAAUGAGAUGCAGAGUGACCGGCGCCAGGUCAAACACCGCAGGACAGAGCCGGACAAAGGAGGACGUGCCAGUAAACACAGUCUGAAAGACAAUGUGAUGGCUUCAGUGUAA
This is a messenger RNA of Knipowitschia caucasica, 297 nucleotides long. The record is from the annotation of a GenBank genome assembly. NCBI's taxonomy places the organism in Eukaryota, Metazoa, Chordata, Actinopteri, Gobiiformes, Gobiidae.